Arabidopsis arenosa is the source of this 2975-nucleotide messenger RNA. NCBI's taxonomy places the organism in Eukaryota, Viridiplantae, Streptophyta, Magnoliopsida, Brassicales, Brassicaceae. The record is from the annotation of a GenBank genome assembly.
GAAAAAAAGUUGACGAAACUCUCUACCGGAGGCGCUAGUUUUUGCCGUCGGCGAGGCUAUUUCAUUUGCCUGAGGAUGAACGAAGUUGAUAAGCGAAAGGAAACGCCUGAUGGACAUGAAAAGCUUGUAAAUGAAGGAUCUGCUGCGCGAACAAGACCUACAAGCGUUGAUGAGAUUAGGCUAAGGAGGAAGAGGAAAGAGUCCUUGGAAAAUGUGACAGAGGAAACUGUAGGAGUAGCCCAGUUACUGGGUAACGAUCUUGUUGAGAAGGCUUCUGACUAUCAUGAGUCUGAAAAAGGGUAUGAUAGAUCCAAGAAUUUGAGGCAUGAAGAACAUGUUAAGGACAGUUCAAGAAAGAAAGAAGACGCCAUUUCCAGUUCUAUGGAAGAAAAACUAGAAAAACCGAUGGAAGAGGACCCUAUGGGAGCAGCUCAGUUCGCCUGUAAAGAUCUUGUUGAAAAGGUUCCUGACUAUCAUGAUUCUGAAAAAGGGUAUGAUAGAUCCGAGAAACUGAGGCAUGAAGAGCUUGUUUUGGACAGCUCAAGAAAGAAAGCAGAGGUUAUUUGUAGUUCUAGAGAAGAGAGACUAGAUAAACCAAUGAAAGAUGUUCCUGUUGGAGCAGCUCAGUUACUGGGUAACGAUCUUGUUGAGAAGGUUUCUGACUAUCAUGCGUCUGAAAAAGAGCAUGAUAGAUCUAAGAAAGUGAGGCGUGAAGAACGUGUUAAAGACAGCUCAAGAAAGAAAGAAGACGCCACUUCUAAUUCUAGGGAAGGAAAACCAAUGAAAGAGGAUCAUGUGGGAGCAGCUCAGUUACUGGGUAACGAUAUUGUUGAAAAGGUUUCAGACUAUCAUGCGUCUAAAAAAGGGAAUGAUAGAUCCAAGAAAGUGAGGCGGGAAGAACAUGUUAAGGACAGUUCAAGAAAGAAAGAAGAAGCCACUUCUAGUUCUAGGGAACAAAGACUAGAAAAACCGAUGAAAGAGGACCCUGUUGGAGCAGCUCAGUUACUGGGUAACGAUCUUGUCGAGAAGGUUUCUGAUUAUCAAGCGUCUGAAAAAGGGCAUGACAGAUCCAUGAAAGUGAGGCGUGAAGAGCGUGUUAAGGAAAGUUCAAGAAAGAAAGAAGAGGCUAUUUCUAGUUCUAGAGAAGAAAAACCGAGGAAAGAGGAUCAUGUGGGAGCGGGAUCAGCUCAGUUACUGGGUAACGAUCUUGUUGAUAAGGUUUCUGACUAUCAUGAGUCUGAAAAAGGGUAUGAUAGAUCUGAGAAACUAAGGCGUGAAGAGCGUGUUAGGACCAGUUCAAGCAAGAAGGAAGAGGCCAUUUUUAGUUCUAGAGAAGAAAACCUAGAUAAACGGAAAAAAGAGGAGGAGCCUGCUGCGAAUAGAAAAAGGAAAGCAGAAGGAGAGAGCUCUACAGCUGAAACCAAAUUAGUGGAAGAACAUAGUAAGGAUAGACGAAGAAAGAAAGAAGAAACUAAUUUUAGUUGUAAGGAGGAAAGACGAGAUAAAAAGAAGAAGAAGGAAGACAGAAAAAUUGAAGGAGAAUUACCUACAACUGAAAUAAUAACAAUGACAGAUAGAGAUAGGCUUGGUGUGGAUACCAAAAUGAAGGAAAAAAAAGAAAGCUCUGCUGCAAAGACAACUGAAAAGCAGAUUCGUACAGAGGAAACAGACAGUGAACAAGCAAGAAGUGCUCUUGAAAAUUUAUCCAGUAGUAGGAAGCGGCUUAGAAGUCUAGUGGUGACAGAUAGACCUCGAGAUGAAAAUAGUAUGAAACCUGACAAUGGAAACAAGAGAAAGAAUCAAAAUGGAGAUCAUAAGAAGAAUAGGGAGAGGAAUAUGUCAAAGAGGCAUGAUCCAGGAAAAGUUCACAGUGUUGAAGUUUCAGAGCGAUGGCAAAAAAGGGAACAACCAAAAUCGCAUCAACGUGAAAUGAGAAAGAAAAGGAGGAGAUCAAGAAGUAGAGAUCAUGGGCAGGAUAGACAGAAAAGGUCAUCCCCCUUACCAAGGGCUCAAAAAGCUACAUCGCGUCAUAAGAGAGACCAUGAGGAGCGAUUGGAAAAUGCUGUUACGGAUAGGUCGGGAAAGCACCAUUUUAAUGAUAAUGGAAACAAAGUGGCAAGCACAGUAAAUAACAAGUCUAAACGGUAUAGUGCUUCCAAAAGUGAACUUGGUGGAUAUUCACCACGGAAAAGAAGGGAGGAGGCCUCUGCCAAGGCUGUCUCACCACCUAAUCUGUCUUCUGAGAAAAAAGGUGCUAAAUGGGAUCUUGCACCUGCUGUAACUGCUGCCAUGUUUUCGGGCUCAGUUUUUUCUGGUCUCCAAGCAGCAGCUCAGACAGCGUAUCCUACCAACAGUGAGGCUUCCUUGACGCUUUUGAAACCACUUAUGGAGGCGCCUUUUAGGACGCCAUCGGCAAGGGAGAUCACGUCAGUUGAUUCUGUUAAACUGACCGAAUCCACCAGGCGUAUGAGGAGACUUUACGCAGAAAAUGUGUCGGAUUCGGCCUCUGAGAAGUCUCUGAUUGAAUGCUUCAAUAGCUAUAUGCUCUCUUCAGGCUCCAAUCACAUAAAAGGAAGCGAACCAUGUAUUAGCUGUAUUAUAAACAAGGAAAAAAGUCAGGCGCUAGUGGAGUUCCUUACACCACACGAUGCCUCUGCUGCACUCUCCUUGGAUGGCUGCUCCUUUGUGGGUUCAAACCUCAAAAUUCGACGCCCUAAAGGCUAUGUCGAGACAACACAGCUUGAUUGACUAUGUUUGCCUUCUAAAAUCAGGGAAAUUAGGAGACUUAUUUUUAUUUUCACCGAUUCAUGAUUCAGUCUUAGGUGUCAUACCUGUGCGACUGCUUAAAUCUACUCUGUUAGGCCCCAAAAAUUGCUCAUGGUCGUCUUUGAAGGCAAUCUCGAUGGAAGCAUCAUGCCACUUGUUCUAAAACUAUGUGUUGCACUUAAAGAGUUUAGUAAAUGUAGGAUAGUUGA